AUGCCCGACGGUGCUGCCAGUUGCCAGCACUCGAUAAAUACCAUUCGCGUCGAAUUAGACUAUCUGCAGACACGCUCUCAGGGGCAUGUCAACCACAACCAGGGCCAACAAGGCCAGCAAGGCCAGCAAGGCCAACAAAGUACUCCCGCACAGCCAGAAGGUGCUUCGCAAGUAGAUUCAAACAAUUUUGCCUCAGCCAUCUCCCAGGCUGCCCAGAAUCCGAAUCAUCCAGCACAUCCUGAUCACCCUGAGGAUGCCAUCGAUUCGGUGAAGCAAGUGUUGACAGCUGUGAAGCACGCUGCGUGGGCGAAGAAGCUACAAGCCAAAUUCAGCAAUGCGGCGAUACUGGGAGCUGGCUUCAAAGCAGGCCAAAACAUGAUCGAUCAAACGUGA
Bacidia gigantensis is the source of this 393-nucleotide messenger RNA. RefSeq lists its product as uncharacterized. NCBI's taxonomy places the organism in Eukaryota, Fungi, Ascomycota, Lecanoromycetes, Lecanorales, Ramalinaceae. The transcript has 3 exons. Bases 1 to 393 code for a protein of 130 amino acids. The record is from RefSeq and is a predicted model, not a curated record.